Molecule: messenger RNA, 1543 nt
Organism: Nomascus leucogenys (northern white-cheeked gibbon)
Lineage: Eukaryota; Metazoa; Chordata; Mammalia; Primates; Hylobatidae
Gene: TMED6
Product: transmembrane p24 trafficking protein 6
Biological process (GO): endoplasmic reticulum to Golgi vesicle-mediated transport; intracellular protein transport; Golgi organization
Cellular component (GO): endoplasmic reticulum; Golgi apparatus; COPII-coated ER to Golgi transport vesicle
Source: RefSeq, a predicted model, not a curated record
UGCACUCCAGCCUGGGUGCCUGAGCUACACUCCCUCAGAAAAAAAAAAAAAAGGAAACAUUGAGGCUUUGGAUAAUGUAAUUCUUUCGGUGGGUUUGGAUAGCUUUAGGUGACUGCUAGGUGGAAGGCAUCAGGACAAGGACUGUCAGUGGAGGGGUCUGAGCACCAUCCUGGCACUAUAUUCAUCCAUUUACACCUUUGCGCACACAUGCUGUGAUUUGCUCUGAGUUGCAGCAUUGGGCAUAGAGAAGUGUUGCCCCAUGUGUUUAUAGGAGCAAUUUGAUGUAAGAGAACAAUCUCCCCAGCCAACUUUUUGUCAGUAUAUUCAGAAAGUUGUAAACUUAUCCAGUAUUAUAUCCCCAAGAAGCAGGAACUAAAAAAUGACAGCCCUAAUGAAGGGUGGAAAGACCUCUUCUGAAAUGAUAGAUUCUCUGUAGCACCCAUGAAGUAGGUUUGGCAAGCCACUGAGUUUUUGAGGUGAAAGCAAAAUUUCCUACUGUGAGCCAAAUAUGGGAGUAUCAUGGCAGUUCUAUUAUGAAUAUCUAUGUGUGGCCCUGAAAUGGGCCUAAAUGUGACUUGUGGAGUUAAUCAUUAGCCCAGCAGUUGUCUGAACGACUUGACUCCCUUGGGCUGCGAGCAGUUCACCUGCAGAGGAGGCUCCAGAAAGCGGCAUGUCCCCCUUGCUCUUUGGGGCUGGGCUGGUCGUUCUGAAUCUAGUGACGUCUGCCAGGAGCCAGAAGACAGAAUUUCUAAGUGGCUCUAGGGACCAGCCACUCUUCCGUGGAGCUGAUCGAUAUGACUUUGGCAUCAUGAUGCCUCCAGGAGGCACGGAAUGCUUUUGGCAAUUUGCCCACCAGACUGGAUACUUCUAUUUCAGUUAUGAGGUUCAGCGGACAGUGGGGAUGUCACAUGACCGGCAUGUUGCUGCCACGGCACAUAACCCACAGGGAUUUCUCAUAGACACCUCCCAGGGUGUCCGGGGCCAGAUUAACUUCUCUACCCAAGAGACAGGUUUUUAUCAGCUUUGUCUAAGUAAUCAGCAUAAUCACUUCGGUUCUGUGCAAGUGUACCUCAACUUUGGAGUCUUCUAUGAGGGCCCUGAGACUGACCACAAACAGAAGGAAAGAGAACAACUGAAUGAUACUCUGGAUGCAAUAGAGGACAGCACACAAAAGGUGCAGAACAAUAUCUUUCACAUGUGGCGAUACUACAACUUUGCCCGGAUGAGGAAAAUGGCUGACUUUUUCCUUAUCCAAUCAAACUAUAACUACGUGAACUGGUGGUCGACAGCCCAGAGCCUCAUUAUUAUUCUUUCUGGGAUCCUGCAACUGUAUUUCUUGAAGCGUCUCUUCAAUGUUCCAACAACUACAGACACAAAGAAGCCAAGAUGCUAAGCUAAGGUGACUAUAGCACCCUGGCUCUUUUCUUCUGGGGCUUAGUCGAAUCAGCUUUGUAAUGUUAUGGGACAAAAAUCAAUUUAUCUCAUUAAUGCUUUAGUCUGCUGCACACAUCUAAAAAAGCAAAAUGGCAAUAAAAUAAUAACA